AUGUGCGCCAUGCUACCGAAUCUCGCAAGAAUCGGACUCCUUUCCAUAUCUUCUCUCCUCCUCUAUGGAAGCAUUUUCAACAACCAUGCCACGGCAUUCAAAAUCAGUGUAGAUGGUAGAGAGGUUGAAGGUGGUGGAUACUUGAACAAUUUAAUGUUAUGCAGCGAAAUUAAACCAUUGUCACCUUUGUUCCCCUCUACCAUUUUUGCCGUUCCGGCGCCUGCUGUAAAAUGCGAGCAACGAGAAGCGCAAGGCGACUGGGUACUUGAAGAAUUACCGGCCUAUACCAGUGCCCAUAGCUAUUUUGCCCUACGUGCGUAUAAUGGAGAUUAUAUUGUACACGCAGCUUUAAGUCCCGAAUCAGAUCCCAGUGACCUCCAUUUUGAAAUGAUGGCUGGGACUCCUGGAAUGGGGAAACUUCGCGUCAAUUACGUUAAGUCAGAAUUUUGGCUGCUGCGAGACGGGAAGUUGCAACUUAUUAGUGAACAGAAUCCUGUUCGGGAUGGUGAUAUAAUAGUGCUCGCAGGACCAGGACCCGAAGAAGCGAACACAAAUUUCCAUUUGAUGCGGUCUCCACAUUCUAGAGAUCUUCCACCCAAUGAUUACAAGUAUCAGCUUUACUCUCUUUUUCCGGAUGAUCACAUUACUGUUCCUCCCCUCGCGGACAUCAUCGUCCGUGCAAUGCGUAUCAGGUUAACAGGAGAGUUUGGAGAGAUAGUUGUAGGUACCCUACCGGCAGAGCUAAUGCAACAAGUUUCGCAACAGUCCAAGCAAUCAGUUGAAGAUAAAUUGCGGGCACGGCUAAAACAGGUCGAGAGCGAUAUCCUCUCUAACCCCCAAGGAAGCUAUCUAGGUCCAAGUUUUGGCAAUGAUGAUACUGGAGGCUUGUUCUACAGCGAGAAACUAGAGGAUUUAGUCUCGACCCCUGAUAUGCUUGACGAUCCGGUCCCAGCCCCACUGGGACUGGAGAGGCUUAGGGUCCAGCGAGCACCAGGCAUGCGGGCACUGGGGAGGGGAGCACGGCCUGGGCAAGAUGAUGCACUGGCUGAGGAGACGGCAAGGCUAUUAGGCCUCCCCGUUUCCAGAUCUGGCUCUAAUAAAACCCCAGCCCCCUUGACUUCCGAGGGGUCCGAAGAGCAAUUUAUGGGAGAGAUUAGCCCAAACCCUGCUCCCCUGGAAUCAAUCCCCCGGCUUCCUGGGAGAAUAGAACCUCCAGGUUCUGGUAUAGGAGCGUUCAAUGAAUUGAACUUAUACGGUAUUGGUAAUAGACGGUUUUAUCAUAGAGAACCAGAGAUAGGCCUAAGUGGGAGACCGGAGGGUUUCUCCGAGAUUUCCAUUCGUGAUAUUCCCACGCACUGGGGACUGAUAGAGCCAGAUGCAUAUGCUCCUGAAGAACGACUCUUUUUACCAGAAGAGGAUGAUUUCGAGGACCUCGGGCCUUAUCCAGGUGAUCUAGGUUACGAUGGCAACAGAGUCCCUGGAAUAGUCAACUACGAAGAGGAACCACUCUCAAUCGAAGAAGAAGGUGAUAUCUAUAAGGGUGGACAAUCUCUACCCCUCUCCGCAGCUGAAAUAGAAGGAGAAGAACAACAACAUAUCAAUCCCGCCGGUAGUGAUGGGUAUCAGUAUUACCUUCCCGAGGUUUACAUAUAUGAAUCCGAAGGGGAAGUAACGCCUGAGUUUUAUAAUUCUGAAGAGGGUAAUGUUGAUGAUUUCCGUGGUCCGGCGGCACUAGACAUCUCUGGAAGCCUUGGUGGUAUACCAACAUCACUAUUUGGAAAAUCGAGUAACUCACAAGGGAGAAAUUCGCCCUACCCGUUUGGAACUAACCAGUCACCUCCUAAUGGAAACGGCGAUCUGGGCCAACAAUCUGUUCUAGAUGCACAGCUAUCGCCAAUCGCAGGUCAGUGGGAUACGCCGGAGCUAGAUCUCCAGGGCGUAACUCCAGACGAAAUCAUACCUAGUCGAAUGUAUAAUAAUUACAACGGUAUGCCCCUUGAAAAAAUCGAAGAAGAGGGUUCUGGCGAGAGUUCGGCUAGGGUUGAUGACCAAAGGUCAUCACGACUGGGGAUGCAAUACGAGGAAGGAGAAAGCAAUUGGCCCUCCGCGUAUUCCCCGGACCUAUCAUGGGAGGAGCGAUUUGAAAAGGUAGAGAAUCGGAUUAGCCCCGGGCGAGAUGAUUUCGAUGAAGAAGCGCUUGAUGGCCCAGAUGCAGUUGAGCAAGAGAAUUCUGGCUCUUUACAGAAGAGAAUGGAAUCAGAAGAUAAUUCCAGUGAUUCUCCUUCUUUUCAAGAUAUUGGAUUAGGGGAACAGCCGCAGUAUGGGAAUGCUAUUCCUGAAAAUGAUUCCAGAUUCAUUCGAAUUCCAGGUGAGGUUGAUGGAAACGAGUACGACGACCAAGAAGAACUGCAAGCCGUGCCAUACGAUGAAAUUUGGCGUUUAAGGGAUGAGCUGUCAUAUGAUUCACUCUUGGAUGACUGGGAUAAAAAAGAUGAUUUUGAUGCGGUAUCCUCGUCAGUUGUGGGAGACGUUGUAGAAUUGGAGAAUUUCUCAUUGGCUCCUGCGUUUAAUGUUGGUUUACCCCAGGAUGGUGUCAAGCAACUUCCAUGGUGGAAAAAGGCUGCAAAAAAGGUGGCAGAUACUCUGAAGCCGAAGAAAAAGACUAUAAGGAUUAAGGAGCCCACAGGGUUCGAGUAG
Molecule: messenger RNA, 2697 nt
Organism: Orbilia oligospora ATCC 24927
Lineage: Eukaryota; Fungi; Ascomycota; Orbiliomycetes; Orbiliales; Orbiliaceae
Exons: 4
Coding region: 1-2697 (898 amino acids)
Source: RefSeq, a predicted model, not a curated record